Molecule: messenger RNA, 411 nt
Organism: Lactuca virosa
Lineage: Eukaryota; Viridiplantae; Streptophyta; Magnoliopsida; Asterales; Asteraceae
Source: the annotation of a GenBank genome assembly
AUGCCAGAUGGAAGUGAGUCAUUUACCACAACAAGAUCAGAAAAGAAACAACGAGCUGUCUCUUCAGCCAUUUCUUUGCUGACAAAUAAGAAAACAAGGGACCUCAUUAUGAUUCUCAACUCGAAAAGAUUUGUUGAAAUAUUUGUUAGUACGCUUGAAGAAAAAAAACAUCAUGAAGCGAAAUUGAAAGAGGGGUUAAAAGAUUUAGCUAUCAAACACAUGGAACUUCAAAAUUCAUUGUCCUCAGUUUGGCCUAAGCAAGAAGCAGCGGUUGCAAAAACUAGGGAGUUGAAGAAGGUUUUUAAAGACUUAAGACACAUAGUUUUUACUUUUUACAGGGAUGAAGCAUGCCAUGUUGGGUAUGUAAUAUGUAAUAUUCAUGCUCAUUUGAUUACUCGCACAGAAGCAUAA